Prunus armeniaca (apricot) is the source of this 2121-nucleotide messenger RNA. NCBI's taxonomy places the organism in Eukaryota, Viridiplantae, Streptophyta, Magnoliopsida, Rosales, Rosaceae. The record is from the annotation of a GenBank genome assembly.
AUGGGAUCCAACGUUGAGCUGGUAUGGCCAGAGUCAGAGGCAUAUUCCUCACGGGUGAACAACUGCUCACAUGCAAAUUCAUCCCUAGCUGUAAUUCGAGCGAAGUUGAGUGCCGAACAAUUAGAACAAUUCAAGACAUCAUGCUUUGGCCAUCUUCUGAAUAUAGAUAAGAUUCAGUUUAGCGGGCAGAUUGUGCAUGGGGUUGUGUUGCGUAGAGUAGCGGGGCAGGGUGUGAAAGACUUGGAUGGACUGAGUUUCUUAAUAGGGUGCGACGUUGCUCAGUUCACUCGUCAGGAUUUCUGUUUGAUCUCAGGGCUUCGUUUUGGGGAAGUGCCUGAAGUUUCCAGUGGAGAAAGUGAUGAAAUUAGACUUCAGAAAAGAUAUUUUAUAGACGAAGGAAUUACAUGUAAUGCUUUAGAAGAAGCAUUUGUGAGGUGCACAGAGGAAGAUGACGUCUACAAGCUAGCUCUUGUUUACUUUGCUGAGUUAGUGGUUUUGGGAAGGGACAAACAUUUGAACAUCAAUCUAAAUUACCUGACCCUUGUAGAGGACUUGGAUGCGUUCAACAGGUUUCCAUGGGGUUCGGUGUCGUUUGACAAAACCCAAGACAGUCUGUUUUCUGCACCAACAAAGUAUGUGAAAAGCUUUGAAAAUGAAGAGGGAAGAGGGAAGGGGAAAUGUAAGGUAACCGGAACAAGCCGGAGAAAUGAGAAGGGCAAGAAGGAUAACCAUGGUGAAGUGCAAAGGGGUGGCUGGAGUUUUAAAGGUUUCACGUAUGCUUUCCAGAUUUGGGUAUAUGAAUUAAUUCCUAGAAUGGUGGACCUGAAUUACUGCAAGGUUGUUGAUCCGACAGCUCUCCCGCGUAUUUUGCGAUGGAGAACUACUACGUCUGUUCCCGAGAUGAGAAAGUUGAACAAUUAUUUUUUCCAGAGCAAAGAGUCAGUUCAGUUGCGGGCGCUAUGUCCAAGUGAAGAGGAAAUGAGACAACCAUAUUGGAGUUGGCCACAGGGUCGCCCUGCUGUUGUCUCGGCAGAGUCAAUUCCUUCUUCAUGUGCUGACCUUGAUGAGUUGAACAAGGCGGUAAGCUUGUUGAGGUCCGAGUUGUUUCAAGUAAAGCGGGAAAAGGACGUCCUUGAGUUAAAGGUCAUACGGAUGGAAAAAAAUUUGGGCCACUGUUUAGGUCCUCAUUUUGAGCAGGAAGUGAGAAGGGACAUAGCUUUACUGAAAGAGAGGACGAAUCGUUGUGUCGUGUCACAUCUAUUUAAGGGAUAUGAGGAAGUGGAUGGCAUGCAAUGGGAUGAAGGGCCAAGUAAUAGAAAUGAAGGAGAGGCAAAUGAAGAGGAGGACAUUGAAGGGGGUGAAGGGCCAAAUAACAGAAAUGAGGGAGAGGACAAGGAAGAGGAGGGGAUUGAAAGGGGUGAAGGGGCAAGUAAGACAAAUGAGGGAGAGGAAAAGGAAGAGGAGGGGAUUGAAGGGGGUGAAGUGCCAAGUAAGAGAAAUGAGGGAGAGGAAAAGGAAGAGAAGGGGAUUGAAGGAGGCCAAGUGCAAAGAAAACCAAGGGAGGUAGAGGAAGCUCAAAGGAAAAGAAGUGAGGGAGAGCAAGUGAAAAUAAAAAGCAGCAAAGGAGAGGAAGCGCAAAGAAAGAGCAUUGAGGGAGAGGAAGAACUGCAAAGAAAAAGCAGUGAGGGAGAGGAUCCGAAAAAAAAAAAGGGCAAGGAAGUGAAAAGACAGAGAAGUGAGGAAAAGGAAGUGCAAAGAAACCAAUGUGAGGAAGAGGAUGAUGAAGUUAUGUUGGUUGGCGAUGACAUUGGCGAGAGCACGGAGGGGACAAAGGUUGAGGUUACUGUCGGGGACAUUGAUUUGGAUCAACCUAGAGCUGUGUUAUCUCAGUUGAACGUUUGGUUGAAUGAUGAAGGUCAAGGUGUGGAACGAGGGGUCCAAUUACGGAAGAGGAAGAGGAUUAUUCCUAUGUGGAAGAUCGUUGAAGCUAGUGAAGUGGUUAAAAAAAAUUUGCCAAAGACAACCGGACUUCGGACGUUAGACCCAAUGAAGGCGAUUCCGCAUGAUGAUAUGGUGAAAUUGCUGAAACUUUGUUCGGAAUGGCGCCAUAACCCAAAGUAA